Plectropomus leopardus (leopard coralgrouper) is the source of this 927-nucleotide messenger RNA. It is a transcript of the gene gemin6, whose product is annotated as gem (nuclear organelle) associated protein 6. The record is from RefSeq and is a predicted model, not a curated record. Gene Ontology annotation, biological process: spliceosomal complex assembly; spliceosomal snRNP assembly. Gene Ontology annotation, cellular component: nucleus; SMN complex. NCBI's taxonomy places the organism in Eukaryota, Metazoa, Chordata, Actinopteri, Perciformes, Serranidae.
AGCAGAGGCGGAACCUAUAAUUCGGGCUCGUGUUUCCUCCGGAGGAUGUUAGAGCCGGUGCAGGCAGCGGGCGGAGGACGGGUUGGUGUCGAUCAUCAUUGUUGUUAUCGAUCAUCAUUGUUGUUAUCGAUCAUCAGUGUUGUUAUCGAUCAUCAGUGAGGGAUCGAUCAGCAUGCACAGAAGCUGGCCGCUGAUUGGUCCGCUGCAGUGGAUGCGUUACGUCAACACGCAGGUGAAAGUGAAGGCGGGAAAAAAUGAGGAGCACCGCGGCUGGCUGCUGACCAUCGACCCGGUGUCCGCCAGUCUGGUCCUGGUGAACUUCAGGGAGGAGGGGCCGGCGGCGGUGCGGGUGGUGAUGGGUCACGCUGUGGAGGAGGUGGAGGUCCUGAAGGAAGCGGAUCAAGAGACCAUGGAGCGUCUCCAGACCCCCUUCCUGCCCCUGAAGACCUGCAGGCUGAACCCCGAGGAGCUGAGGAGCAGGAUGGGGGGCGUCCGGAGCUGGCUGGAGAAGAACCGGGUGCCGGUGGAGGUAGAGGGGGACGAGCUGAGGGUGGCGGGGGUCCUGACCAUCACUGCCCCCUACGGACCUGAAAACUGCUGCAGCUCCAACCAGAUCAUCCUGGACCGCAUCCAGAAACUGAUCCAGAAUGAAGACCUGCACCCAGACUAGAUCUGAAGACCUGCACCCAGACCAAAAUUAUAGACCUGCACCCAGAACAAAAUUAAUGAUCCAGAAACUGAUCUAGGAACUGAUCCACAGUCUGAUCCAGAACAGAAGACCAGCACCAAAACCAGAACUGGAGACUGUUAAAUCCUGUUUAAUAAGUUUUAUAUUUAAACAAACCAGAUCAGUCUGAUUGGAUAUCUGAUGUCUACUUUCACUCAGAGAAUAAAACCUGCAGAUAAAAAAGUCUGAUUCUCUCUCUC